AAUUAUAUCCAUAAAUUAGACCGGUUUAGCAAGUUUCUUCAAGCUUGUGCUGUUACGAAAAGAUAAACAGUUCGGUUUUYCUCCUCUUUUAAGCCUUUUUUCUAUCCUUUUCUACACUACCAUUUAAGUGGAGCCGUAACUGAGCUGCAGUUAUCAAUGGAUAGUGCAGAUAAUCUGCUUUACCUGAUUGAAGAGAUCAGAACCAAAGUAACUGGUCUGGAGAAGGCUGUAGAUGACAUCCAUCAUGUGAAGAAGAGCCUUAAAGGAGCUUCAUCUGAUGUCAAAGCACAGAUCCGUGAUAGCAUCAGCCGACACCUGGAAGCUCUGAGGAACAGAGAGAUAUGGCUCUUAAGUCAGGUAGAACUGAUCCAACAAGGAAAAGAAGAACUUCUUCUCCAAAAGCAGACGGAGAUCAUUGACAUGGUUGGUGGUCUGAAAAAAGUGUGUGCUCUACUUGAACAGAGUGUGGAAGAGGAGAAACUUGGUGAAGUGGAAGCAUUUGAGGCACAGCUGAGUGAGUUGUUAACAUCUGUGGAGAGGAUGAACAUCAGUCCUGAAGAAACAUCGAACAUCUGUUUCAAAGCUCACAACCUAGAGCUGCUUGAAUCCAUCAGGGGAUUUGGCCAUAUUGAAGGUGAAGMUUCUCAUCUUGCCWCRCUGUUGAAUGGAAUAAGUUUGGAAGGUGGCAAUUCCACUUCACCAAGUAACAAACGGAAGUUCUUUACUCCUUCGGGACCAAUGGAGAACUGGCUGCUGCAAGGGCACAGGUUCCAGGAGAACCAGUCCAUUCCAGCUACUGCAGUAUCAGUAGAAAAAUGGCUGAACAAGUGUAAAUCUUUCACUGAGUCCGAGCAGGAGGUUGCUAGUGAAAUGGGAGGUUCUGUCAAGAGCUUUGAUCUAUCAGAGCUUAAGUGGACUCUUUCUGCUGAAACCAACAACUCCCCUUCUGGACGAGACACUUUUGGUGGCUAUUUUGAAGAGGUUAAGAAAUCAACUCUUAAAGACUGGAUCAAGGUCUACCCUAAACUUCCUGAACAGCCAAAAUCAAGGCUGAUUGGAGAAACCUACUCAAAGAUUGUGGCCAUGGGGAAUGAAAAUUGGCUUUUCUUUAAGCAGGAAAAGAGCAACCAGAGGAAUUUCCCUGAAAACCUUGGCAAGAUCCACAGGCAGGAAGGCUCCAAUCUAGAAUGGUUGAGAAGAUCCAAAUCAUAUGAAUACCUCCCUCAAACAAGCACUGGCAAGGCUUUCACCAACAUUGCAAACACAAGCAUGGAUCAGUGGCUACAGCCAAAGGUGUCCUCAUUGAUCUCUGAGCAGCUGAAGUGUAAUAAUAAGUCUUCUUGUGCUGAUUGUGAAUGUGCCAGUACAAAGGAUGGCAGUUUGGAUUACUCUGACUCAAUGAGUGAUGCUGAUUGGCUCAAAGUCAAAGAAGAGGAUGUUGUGUCUAUUGAGAAUCUGGAUUCAAUCUUCAGAUUCAAAAGUAAGAAGAGUGCAGAUGAAGAUGGUAACUGGUUGGUAACAUCGUCAAUCAAACCGCGCCCUACUGAGGAAGACAGGUCAGGAAUCAAGAAGUAUGGCCAGAUGCUUCAAGCGCAAGCCAUUGAAGACUGGGUAAGUAGUACAAGAAUGACRAACAGGGGUAAAGAAAAUGUGCAGCCAAACUUCAUGCAAGGCUUCCUGGAAUGCCUACCAAAUGAUUACAAUGAGUGGUUGUCCAAGCCAACAACCAACAGUUUGAGUGCCGACACUUGUAAAUGGCUUGCCCGAAGUUCCUUGGAUCGCUGUAAGAAUUGCCCAAAGAUGUGCUCAAAGGGACUAUUCACUCUGUUUGACGAAAUGAAAGAUGCAAGUAAUGAUGGUUGGUUAAAGAAAACCAAUAAUCAAAAAAUUCAAUAUUUUACGAUGAUUCCUCCUAAUGCCUCACUCGUUAAGUACGAUAACCCGGUUCUGGUAAGCAGAAACACCGAUAAGAAGUCUCCAAGGGCUCGUUCACUCAAGGUCAGUCAACAGCAGGGACCGGCUAAUGGAGCUGGGCCUGUCCGUCAACCACCAAGAGCAAGCAAGCUACCUCCAAUGGAUACUCAGAAAAACCAACAAACAGACGAGAUCUUGAAUGCUAUUCUACCCCCCAGAGAGUGGACAGAAAAUGGUCAACUAUGGGUGCAGCAAGUAUCCAGUACACCAGCAACAAGACUGGAUGUUGUUAAUCUACAGGAACAACUAGAUAUGCGUCUCCAGCAGCGUCAGGCCAGGGAAACAGGAAUAUGUCCUGUAAGAAGAGAGUUGUACUCACAGUGUUUUGAUGAACUUAUCCGUCAAGUAACCAUUAACUGUGCAGAACGUGGACUUCUCCUUUUAAGAGUGCGAGAUGAAAUCCGUAUGACCAUAGCUGCAUAUCAAACUCUCUACGAAAGCAGUGUUGCAUUUGGAAUGAGAAAAGCUCUUCAAGCUGAACAAGGAAAGGCAGACAUGGAAGGAAAGAUAAAUGAGCUUGAAAAUGACAAACGUGAGCUUGAGCGUCAAGUGAAUGAACUGAAGGCCAAGUGUGAUGCCAUUGAAAAACGCGAGGCUGAGAGACGGGCUAUAGAGGAAAAGAAACAUGCUGAAGAGAUCCAGUUCCUUAAAAGAACCAAUCAACAGCUCAAGACUCAGCUUGAGGGAAUAAUUGCUCCAACAAAGAAAUAAUUCCCAACAACUGCAUUCAUUAUUAUAUUCUAGUGUUCUGAAGAUAUUAUUCUAUGUUUAACUGUGAUUUGAUAUGGUGUUCUAGUUGUUCCAUCRUAAGUAGAGCUUUUUUGAAAUGCUUACUGUUUUUGUACAUUAACCCUCUUGUAUUUACAACUAAUUCAGCUGUGUAYAUAUAAUGUGCUAUAACGUCUUUCAUGUUCUUUCUCUUAUUUGAGCCAUUAAAAUCAAUAAUUUAUUAUGA
Messenger RNA from Actinia tenebrosa (Australian red waratah sea anemone), 2929 nucleotides. RefSeq names its product 33 kDa inner dynein arm light chain, axonemal. NCBI's taxonomy places the organism in Eukaryota, Metazoa, Cnidaria, Anthozoa, Actiniaria, Actiniidae. The record is from RefSeq and is a predicted model, not a curated record. Gene Ontology annotation, molecular function: dynein heavy chain binding. Gene Ontology annotation, cellular component: axoneme; ciliary base.